AAGCCUAAUUUUCACGACCAUUCUAUUCUUUAUAGUCACCUAUCUCAUAACUAACGCGUUUAAACUCGUCAACCGUGACAUUUACAAGUGACCCAACAAGUUUUCUAUUAUUCCGAUGCUAUCAUAUUAUGCCCAAUAAAAGCUCAUAUAACUCAUGUACUCUACCUCACAACUUCUAAAUCAUACCAACUAUUUUCUCUAUAUUUACUCAUAUGGCUUUUCCGUCAAAAUUUUCUUUGCUUUUCCUUUUUGCUGCCAUCUUCGUCCAGAGUUCUCUAGGAGAACUAAUAUGUGAAGAAUUACCAAGCGAUUUGUGUGUAAUGGCAAUCGCUUCAUCGGGGAAGAGAUGUGUGUUAGAAAAAUAUAGGAAUGAUGUAGAGGAGACAGAGUACCAAUGCAGAACAUCAGAAGUGGUGGUAGAAAGAAUGUCGGAGCACAUUGAGACUGAUAAAUGUGUUAAAGCUUGUGGAGUUGAUAGAAAGAUGGUUGGCAUCUCAUCUGAUAACUUGCUUAAACCUCAAUUCACUGCUAAACUUUGUUCUCCUUCUUGUUACAACAAAUGCCCCAAUGUUGUUGAUCUCUACUUCAAAUUGGCUGAAGGAGAAGGAGUAUAUUUGCCAGAUUUAUGUCAAAAUCAAAAGAGUAACCAUCGUCGCACCACGUUUGAGCUCAUGAGCUCCGGAGCUGCACCUGGCCCUAUUAACGGAAACCAUGUUUCAUCAUCCCUCCAUGCAGAUGAUCAUAUGGCUCUAGCACCUGCUCCCUUUUCCAGCUUUUUCUAAAAAUAUUUAAUUUUGAUGUCAAAAAAUUGAAUGAAGAAGCCAGAAUAUAUAUAUUUGUACUGUCAAUUUCAUUGUUGUAAAUUUCAAUUUAGAGCGAAGAACCAAUUAUUUUGAGAGAGACAUAAAGGGAGAUGAGAAUUUCAUGGUUUUUAUUUCUUCGAGAAAAUUGUGAAAAAAGAUCUUUUAAGUGGUCGACUUUUCGAAAAAGAACCGUUUAAGUGAAAACUUGUGAAAAAAUAUCGUUUAAGUUGCAUUUUGUUUGUAUGGGGUACUUGGGUGAACUUGUGCGGUGUUCAACGCCAGAGGUUCUUCAAGUUUCCAACACUCCUCAGUGUCGUGACCCUUUCCUUGGUGAUAUUUGCAGUGUUUAUUAGGAUCCUACUUAGGUGGCCUGGCUUCUGGAACCGGAUCUUUAAUAGGUCCUAUGGGCAUGACUAGUCCUUUGUGGUGUAGCUUUUCGAAGGUUGUCUCGUAACUCAUACCAAGGGGAGUGAUUACUCUUUUUGACAUUUGGAUUUGUUGUUAAGAAGUGGUCGUAGCAUGUAUUUCUUUAGUGGGAGAGGAAGAAAAAUGAUGGCCGUUCUUCUUUCCUUUCGCAUUAUCUACUUUCAAAAGAUCGUCUUUGAUGUUAAUGCCUAUAUCAUAGACAACAUUGAAAUUAUUCAAGUUCUGUUGAUAUUUCAAGUGCUUUGAAUACUUUUUUUGUAGGUUCUUGAUGAACAUCCUUACAGACUCUUUUUCAGUAGGAACUUCAACCAUAUUAGCAAAAGUUUACUUCCAUUUGUUGAAGAAAGAGGUGAACCCUUCGUUUUCCUUUUGCUUUAGCUUCUCCAGUUGUCUAUGGUAAGUUUCAACUUGAAAGUUGCACUUAUAUCUAUCAA
This is a messenger RNA of Chenopodium quinoa (quinoa), 1663 nucleotides long. RefSeq lists its product as uncharacterized. The record is from RefSeq and is a predicted model, not a curated record. The coding region runs from base 213 to 782 and encodes 189 amino acids. NCBI's taxonomy places the organism in Eukaryota, Viridiplantae, Streptophyta, Magnoliopsida, Caryophyllales, Amaranthaceae. The transcript has 3 exons.